UAAUAGCUUUGUGUAAUGAUGUUAUGAGUAAAAAAAAAAAUAUGAUGAAUCGGUGCAAUGUGUACAUCAUUAUCACACAAUAAUGUUAUUUUGAUAUUUAUAUAAGUGCUGGACAUUAACAAGAACAUCUACGGUAUGUGUGAGAAUUGCAGCUCAAAUGUCUUCACAGUUUGACCACAAGAAGCCACUGAUGCCCCUCCUCUGACGUUUAACUUCCUUUGACUUCCUUUACUGACCGCAGCACAUCUAAUUCCGUAUACACAGGGUACAGAGGCGCAGCCUGUCAGUCACGUCCACACCGAGACGCAAUAAUUUAAUGUUUUAGUGAGUGUUUUAUAGAUAAAAGAUGAUUGUGUGUUCUUCUGAGCACGUGGAGAUGGUGGUGGAUAUCUAUGAAAGUGUAGACUCUGUUAGAGAUCACGACCCUGACACAGAGAAGGAAGACGCUGACGGAGAGAGACGCCUAGAAGCACAUCACACAGGAGGAGACACUGCACAGAGCAGGUGUUACAGACUGACUGCAGUGUGUGCGGUGCUGCUGUGUGUUCUCCUGCUGACUGCCGUCACAGUGCUGUGGAUCAAAUUCAACAACCUGACUAAAGAGAGAGACCAGUUACAGAGGGAGAGAGAUGUAUGCCAGAGGACAUUUUGUGAUUCGUGUAAGUGGUGUUUCAACUUCAACUCCAGUUUUUACUGCAUGUCUAAUGAGACGAAGAGCUGGGAGGAGAGCAGACAGAACUGCAGUUCGAGAGGAGCAGACCUGGUGAUCAUAAACAGCAGAGAGGAACAUGAGUUCAUCAGUCAGCAGCUGGGCGGCUUUGAUACUUGGAUUGGUCUGAGUGACAGAGAAAAAGAGGGAGAGUGGAAAUGGGUGGACGGUACACCACUGACCACUGAGUAUUGGGAUUCGGGGCAACUGGGUAAUACAGGUGAUGAAGACUGUGCUGAGAUUUACUAUUCAGAUUCAAAUAAGGUUGUCUGGAACGACAAGACAUGCUCUGAGAAACUGCACUGGAUCUGUGAGAAACGUCUUUCUCAGUGACGAGUAUCAUUUUAUAAUAAAAAGCGCUUAUACACAAAUUGAACCAAAUAUAUAAAAAAUAUAAAAGACAGUAUUUUGAUGAUAAUUGUGUCUCAGUGUAUGUUCUUGUUUUCUCAGAGUGAACUCAGUAAUCAGUCAGUGACACAAAGUGCACAGAGACUGUUCAUGUCUUUUACUGUAACUCAUAGAUGUAUAUUUCUUAUGAUUCUGAUGCAGUAACUCUGUAGGUCUGUGAUGAUGAACGCAGUAUAAUUGAGAUAAUUGUAUUUGAAGAGUCCAUCUCAGUGUCUCUGACUCUGUUAAAUCAGCAUAAGCCUGAGCUCAAGCAAGAUUGGAUUGAGGUUUAUUAUACUGUUUUUGAUCCUAGAGUGAGGGACAUGAUGUGAAAUGACUGUAAAGGGGUUGAUUCCUGGUUUGCAGGUACUUUUCUGCUGAAUAGAGUUUAUGUUAAAAACAACAUUUAAAUAAAUCUGUACAAAGCA
Messenger RNA from Pangasianodon hypophthalmus (striped catfish), 1524 nucleotides. RefSeq names its product CD209 antigen-like protein E. The record is from RefSeq and is a predicted model, not a curated record. Gene Ontology annotation, biological process: biological process involved in interspecies interaction between organisms. NCBI's taxonomy places the organism in Eukaryota, Metazoa, Chordata, Actinopteri, Siluriformes, Pangasiidae. Bases 347 to 1042 code for a protein of 231 amino acids. Gene Ontology annotation, cellular component: external side of plasma membrane. The transcript has 5 exons. Gene Ontology annotation, molecular function: fucose binding; D-mannose binding.